Sphenostylis stenocarpa is the source of this 879-nucleotide messenger RNA. Lineage: Eukaryota; Viridiplantae; Streptophyta; Magnoliopsida; Fabales; Fabaceae. The record is from the annotation of a GenBank genome assembly.
AUGAGCGUGCAGUACCACUACUGCCCUUUCCCAGCGUUGGCUUAUGCAACAAAACCCACUCACACACUCCCUAUAACUAUCGCCAACCACCGUCGCAUUCCACCUGACUCUUCCACCUUCUCCGUCAUCACCAAUCUCUUCUUCCAAAACCCUAAUUUCCUUACGGGGAACACUCUCUUCCUUAGGAUGCAGAGAUUUUGCUCUGUGAGUGGCGUGACUAAGAACAAAGCAAUGGUGGAGAGGUUACAGCGCUAUGGAGUGAUCACAUCAAGUAAGGUGGCUGAAGUAAUGGAGAGAGUUGAUAGAGCGUUGUUUGUACCGGAUGGAGCUGCGCCUUAUGAUGACAGCCCCAUGGCCAUAGGGUACAAUGCCACUAUAUCUGCCCCACAUAUGCACGGCAUGUGCCUUCAGUUGCUUGAGGAGAAUUUGCAGCCUGGGAUGCAUGCAUUGGACGUUGGCUCUGGAACGGGGUACCUAACUGCGUGCUUUGCCUUGAUGGUUGGACACCACGGCCGCGCUGUUGGUGUAGAGCAUAUUCCUGAAUUGGUUUCUUUGUCAGCAGAGAAUAUUCAGAAAAGUGCUGCAGCUACACAAUUGAAAGAUGGUUCCCUUUCUAUUCAUGCUGGGGAUGGGAGGCAAGGUUGGCCAGAGUUUGCACCUUAUGAUGCCAUUCACGUGGGAGCAGCAGCAUCAGAAAUUCCUAAACCACUUAUUGACCAGUUGAAGCCUGGAGGUAGAAUGGUGAUUCCUGUUGGAAACAUAUCUCAAGAUUUAAAGGUGGUGGAUAAGAAUUCUGACGGUUCUAUCAGUGUCCGCACUGAGACGUCCGUUCGUUAUGUUCCCCUCACAAGUCGAGAAGCUCAACUGCGAGGUUACUAA